GGAUGACACACCUGAAUGGAGAUGCUCAUGCCUGCUGAGGCGUUGACCUUUCUAAUCUCGUUAUCUGUGCUGUUCUGUCAGCAUCUAAAGGGGACAGAGAGCUAAUCUCUAUGGGAACAUUUGCUAAUGCCGUUGCAUAACAUUUCAUCUUCACGAAAGCCAAGAGAUCAACUUUACGUAGAUAGCACAUGGAUGUCAGUUGCACAGGUGUAUUAUGUUAGACAUGAAAUCUGCAUUCUGAUCAUAUGAACUCUAAAAACAACUUAUUUGUGCAUAUCUGUUUUAUGGCCCCUUUUUUUGUUGUUUGAAUUGAUGUUAGCUGUAUGAAAGGACUGGGGCAGACUCAGAUUAAAGCAGGAUUAGAGGUCAUGACAUCAUCUUAAGCUUUCGUUUCUUGGACAUGAAGAGAGGCUGAAGAUAAGCAAAGCCUGCUGCAGAAAUGCCUGGAGGCCAGUACCAGGUGGCGAGCGCCAGGCUCCACCACAGCCUCUACAGCCUGACGGACAGCUCUGAUGCUGGGCCUGAGGAUGAGGAGACAGACAACCUCACUCCCCUGGAGAAGCUCACCAGAGAUAUGUGCAAGGACGAGCAGACCAUCAAGGAGCUGAUCAUAGGGCGCAGAAUUGGAUUCUAUAAGGUCCGCGGGGAGAUCGGCUACGGGACCUUCUCCAGGGUCAAACUGGCUUUUCAUGCUCUGACGAGAGAUUCAUUGAACUACUCUCUCCAUGUAUCUCCAUGUAAUGCAAAAGUACUCCCGUCUCUGUACAAAGUGGCUCUGAAGAUCCUGGAUAGGACGAGGCUGGAUGCUGAAGCCCAGCGUCUUCUCUCCAGGGAGAUCAGCAGCAUGGAGGCCCUGCACCACCCAAACGUGAUCCGUUUGUACGAGGUUGUGGAAACGCCGAGACGCCUCCACCUGGUGCUGGAGUACGCAGGAGGAGGAGACCUCCACAGCAGGAUAUGCAACGAGGGAAAACUGUCAGACAAUGCCAGCAAGAUCACCUUCGCCCAGAUCCUCUCUGCCAUCAAAUAUAUGCACAGCAUCAACAUCAUCCACCGGGACUUGAAAGCAGAGAACGUCCUGUUCACCAUCGAUGGCUGCGUGAAGGUGGCCGACUUUGGAUUCAGCACGCAGGUGUCAAACCGCAACAAUGCCCUGGACACCUUCUGCGGCUCACCGCCCUACGCAGCCCCAGAGCUCUUCAGGGACGAGUCCUACCUGGGGCCUCCAGUAGAUGUCUGGGCAAUGGGAGUCCUGCUUUUCUUCAUGGUGACCGGCACCAUGCCGUUCCGUGCCGAAACCAUGGGCAAGCUGCGGCGCUGCGUCAUUGAAGGCAAUUACACCAUCCCCCCCUGGGUGCCAGGCCCCUGUCAGAGGCUCAUAAAGGGCAUCUUGAGGCUGGUCCCCAGCGAGCGAUACGCUAUCGACCAGAUGCUGGGCUGUGAUUGGCUCUUACCUGUGGAGUUCUCCUGGUCGUUUCUCCCUUCCGACUCAAUGACCACCCUGCAGAGCCUGAUGGUCUCGGAGAACGCCAGCCUGGAGGAGGAAGUGGAGGAGGUCAGAAGCUCGCUGGAGAAGCUCGGCUUUACCGGAGAGCACCUGCAAAACAAUCAGCUGAAAGACAGCCGGAGUCCCGUCACCGGGGUCUAUCGCAUCCUGCUGCACCACACCCAGAAGAAGAAGGGCUGCGACUCUCCCCCAGUAGUCCGAGGGAUGGUGAGAGACCCCAAGAGGGAGGGGCUCCGGGCCUACAGGGGCCUCAGGCACACCUCCAAGUUCUGUGUGCUUUCAUAAUAAAGCACUGCUUUUGCACAGACUUAUUUUAUACCAACUUGCAACAAACAGGAACAUUUUUAAGUGACUUGUAGCUUUUACCAUUUUUAGCUUUUGAUAAAUUUGUUUCACUCCUCCUAAUGCAACUCAGGUGUCAACCUGCAGCAAUGCCCCAGACACCUUCUGCACUGUUUGGAAUACCCUAAAUAUUAAAUAAACAUGGAAGUGCCAAAUGAAAUUAAACAAAGGUCGUAAUCAAUGAA
Molecule: messenger RNA, 2034 nt
Organism: Oreochromis niloticus (Nile tilapia)
Lineage: Eukaryota; Metazoa; Chordata; Actinopteri; Cichliformes; Cichlidae
Gene: nim1kb
Product: NIM1 serine/threonine protein kinase
Exons: 5
Coding region: 440-1792 (450 amino acids)
Biological process (GO): microtubule cytoskeleton organization; protein phosphorylation; intracellular signal transduction
Cellular component (GO): cytoplasm
Molecular function (GO): ATP binding; tau-protein kinase activity
Source: RefSeq, a predicted model, not a curated record